Phyllostomus discolor (pale spear-nosed bat) is the source of this 3786-nucleotide messenger RNA. It is a transcript of the gene ZFP1, whose product is annotated as ZFP1 zinc finger protein. The record is from RefSeq and is a predicted model, not a curated record. The coding region runs from base 331 to 1551 and encodes 406 amino acids. Lineage: Eukaryota; Metazoa; Chordata; Mammalia; Chiroptera; Phyllostomidae. The transcript has 4 exons. Gene Ontology annotation, molecular function: RNA polymerase II cis-regulatory region sequence-specific DNA binding; DNA-binding transcription factor activity, RNA polymerase II-specific. Gene Ontology annotation, cellular component: PcG protein complex; transcription regulator complex. Gene Ontology annotation, biological process: regulation of transcription by RNA polymerase II.
CUGAACCGCUAAACAAGGCGAAGACUUUCCUGAGAGUCCCUACAGCAUGGCCCCGCAGGCUUAUGGGAAAUGUAGUCUCGAAGACCUGAUGGACCACUCCUCGGAGGACCCUGGGACCGCGAGCAGUCCCUACGUCUGCGCAUGUGCAGGCUGCGAGCGCGCCGGUGGCCGCCCUUCCCCCACCUCUAGCCGCGAGUGGGUCAGUGGGCCCGGGUUUUCGUGCAUCUUCGCUGUCCCGUGCUGUGACCCUGCCUGACACUGAGUCACGAGUAGAGACUGCCCCUCUAGGUCUGCUUUCAUACCCGUGCCUUUACCCAGCAGCUGCAGAAAAUGAACAAAUCCCAGGGGUCAGUCUCAUUCACGGAUGUGACUGUGGACUUCACCCAGGAGGAGUGGGAGCAGCUGGAGCCCUCGCAGAGGAUCCUGUACAUGGACGUGAUGCUGGAGAACUACAGCAACUUACUGUCCGUGGAGGUGUGGAAGGCCGACGACCAGAUGGAGAGGGAGCACGGCGACCCCGAGGAGCAGGCGAGGCCAUUCAUCAUCUUUAAGAACCAAAGCCCCGUGGAGGAGAGAAGCGAUCUCUUUGGAAAACCAUUCAAUCUGAGCACAGACUUUGUUUCCUUGAGACAAGUACCCUAUAAAUUUGACUUAUAUGAAAAAACUUUGAAAUAUAGCUCAGACCUACUUAACAGUAACAGCUAUAUAAGGAAGCAAGCUGAUGAGUACGAUGGGUUUGGAAAAGCGCUUCUCUACCUAAAGCAAGAGAAAACCCACCCCGGGAUGGAGUAUGUUGAGUAUGACAAAAGUGGGAAAGCCUUUGGCCAUAAAGACGCCAUUUUUAAACAUCAGAAAAUUAGAAAUUUGGUACAGCCUUUCAUUUGUAACUACUGUGACAAGACUUUCUCCUUCAAGUCACUCCUUGUCAGUCACAAGAGAAUACAUACUGGAGAAAAACCUUACGAAUGUAACGUGUGUAAGAAAACCUUCUCCCACAAGGCAAACCUCAUCAAGCAUCAGAGAAUUCAUACCGGGGAGAAACCCUUCGAAUGCCUUGAGUGUGGGAAAGCUUUCACCCACCAGUCCAACCUCAUCGUGCACCAGAGAGCGCACAUGGAGAAGAAGCCGUACGAAUGCGGCGAGUGCGGCAAGACGUUUGCCCAGAAGUUUGAACUUACCACACACCAGAGGAUUCACACAGGGGAGCGACCCUACGAGUGUAACGAAUGUGCAAAAAGCUUCUUCAAGAAAUCAAACCUCAUCAUACAUCAGAAGAUCCACACGGGGGAGAAACGUUACGAGUGCAGCGAAUGUGGGAAGUCCUUCAUCCAGAACUCGCAGCUCAUUAUCCACAUGAGAACUCACACCGGGGAGAAGCCCUACGAGUGCACGGAAUGCGGCAAAACAUUCAGCCAGCGGUCAACCCUUCGGUUACACUUGCGAAUCCACACAGGAGAGAAGCCGUACGAGUGUUCUCAGUGUGGGAAGGCCUUCAGCAGGAAGUCCCGACUCAGUGUCCAUCUGCGAGUUCACAUAGGUGACAAACCUUGAGGUCGCAGCCAGGGUGGACUGUGCUUCUGGUGGGGGAGAGACCUCCUAAGGUCCUGCCGAGUGUGGAAUUCACGCUGAGGUACAAUCUACCGACUCGAAAAUGUGUAAAACAAAGGGUCCCCUAAGAACAGUAAUAAAUAUACUGAGUGUUAGGUAUGAUACUCUAGAACUAAAGAAUACAUAUCAGAACAUAUUCAAGUGUAAAUGGACAUACUUAACUGUAUUGCAUUGAGCUUUUUAAAAUCUGGAAUGAAUUAUUCAAGAAUGAAAUAUUCUGGGAAGCAGCGGGAAAGGUCUACAGACAGUACCUAGGAAUUUAGUGGUUGUGUGUGUGAUUACACCACAAAAAAAACCCCACACAAAAAUAUACUUGGGAAAAUAUAUCUACACAUGUGAAUUUAACAGUCACUGGAAGUUUGAAAUUCUUGUCCUCUGCAAUAACUAGGACACAUCAAACAAGAUUUUCCAUAUUAAAUGUCACGUGUGUUUUCAGCAUCUUUGCAACUCAGUAUGUAUUCCAGAGGAAACACGGGACGGAUUUUAAAGUAGCAUGUAACGCGUUGUCUCCGACUGCCUGCUUGCUUGUAUGAGUUGGUGUGAUCAUUGUUACUGAGCUGCCUCCUGGUUAAUGGGAGGCAGUGCUGGGGUUUUAACCUCUUCUGGACUUGAAGAUUUUCUAGGCACAUUAUGUACGUAAAUAUGCAAAUAUGAGAUAAUUAGGAAGGAGGUCUGGAGAGGAAAGGGAGGCAGCUGUGGGCUGUAUUUCUCAGCGUGUACCACAGAAUAAAGGGGCUAGAGAGCACACGCACAUCCAUCAUGCUGUUUUCCAGUGGGGCGUUUACAUACAAAUGCAUGUCAGCUACCGAAAUGUGUGAUCCAGAAACCACCUGUAUUUUCAUGUUUCCCUAAUUUCUCUUAAUAUUUUAUGAAUUACCUUGUAAAAAAAUGGUAGAAUGUAUAUGUAGUACUCAAAUGUUAGUUACCUUUCAGAGACUUUAAAGGAAAAAUAAUUUAUUUUUUUUCCUGUCACUGUCACGUCUUGUUGCUUUUUAAAGUUUCUGUGUGCAUAGCCCACUGUGGAAUAAAUUUUUGCAGUAAUCUGAUUAGGGGAGGCAUUUGUGCUCUCGAGUUUCACUAUCAUCAACCUAAAGCAAUUCCCUUUGGAGUCUGACUUAGUGUAAGUCAUGCCUUUACUUUAAAGGUUCACAAACACUUUUAUAAAUGAGACCUGUUCAGUGAUCUCCCCGUGUAUGUUUAACUACAAAAAUGUAUCUUUCUUUGUGUAACCAUUUGAGGCUUGAUUUCAGAUUCACAAUUUCCUUCUUUUCCUGUCAAUCACAAAUCAGGCCUUAGGAUUGUAAAUGGUGGCUAUAACUGGCUUUUUUUAAGUUAAUUUUUGAAGAUCACUGACAGACUGUAACUACAUAUGAAUGUGACUUUCUGAACAAAUGUACUAGAACAUCCAUAGUCCAAUAGGUGUUUAAGUUGUCUCAUUUUAUCUGCCAACAGUGAGGAAGCAGCAGGGGGAGAUGGAUUUCAUACUCUGCUGUUAGAAUGUGCAUUGUGGCAGGCCCCUUGGAAAUCAUUGUGAGACUGUCUUUUCACAUUAAGAAUCUACAUACUCUUCAACCCAGCAGUGUCAUUUUGGGGAACCUAUCCCUAAAGGAAAAAAAAGUGCCAGUACUUAAGAUUAUGUGUAUCAAUGUAUAUUGUAUUUUUUGGCAAGGGCAAAAGGAAACAGUGUAAAUGACCAUUGGUAGGGGAAUGAUCGAGUACACUGAAGUACAAACAUAUCGUGGCUGAUGGUAUUCCAUAGAAACAAUGUGGAGGAGCAACACCUCCAGGUCGGAUGAGGAAAGAGGGUAGAGUAUACCAAAUUUUGUAAAAUAAAGACCUAAGAACCGUGUGCAUGUGUGUGUAUUUGUAUAUGACUUUAUGAGCCUGGAGAAUAGACUUCUCCUAAGUAAAAAAUAUAAUUGCCAUUACUUCCAGUGGAAAAAUUUUCAUGCAUUCCUCAGUCCCUAAAUUAACACUCAUUUAUACCAAAGACAACACCUUCACCCAUUGCAACGGUCAGUUUGUUGAAUAACAUUAGUUAGCUCAGCAGGACAAGGCAGGCUCUAGCUCUCACGGCUGUGAACUUGAGCCCAAGUUCUCAACAAAAGCACAUGUUUGACAUAAAUUGUGUAUGCACUGGAAACCUUAUAUUUAAAAAAAAGGAAUAAUAGCAAAGAU